CAACAACGGCAUCUGUCCCAACAUCAACAAUAAUCAAGCCAUCUACAACUGUCCUAAUAACUACCACAACUGAGUCUUCAACAACUUCUGUCCCUUCAACAACCACAACAAUUAAACCUAUAAGUACCACAAAUGAGGCUUUACGUACCACAGCUGAAGCUUCAACAACUUUUAUCCCUACAAUGGAAACAGAUGAAGCUUCAACAACUUCUGUCCCUAUAACUACCACAGAAACUGUAUCUACUACUACCAUAACUGCAACUAAUUCAACUACAUCUCUCCCUCCAACAACCUCAAUUACAGCUUCAACAACUUCUGUCCCUAUAACUAUCAUAAAUGAGGCUCCAAUGACUUCUGUCCCUUCAACGACCACAACAUUUAUACCUAUAAGUACCACAAAUGAGGCUUCAACAAUGACUUCUGUCCCUACAACUACCAUAAAAAUUAUACCUGUAAGUACUGCCACUGAGGUUUUAACAAUAACUUCUGUCCCCACAAUGACCGCAACUUAUGUCUCAAGUUCUGUUCCUUUAAGUACCACAACCGUGGAUGCAGCUACUAUUACAACAGCUGAAGGUUCAACAACUUCUGUCCCUACAAUUACCACAACAUCUGUACGUAGCACAACUGAGCCUUCAUCAACAGCAUCUGUCCCAACAACAAACACAAUCAAGGUAUCUACAACUUCUGUCCCAAUAACUACCACAACUGAGGUUCCAACGACGUCUGUCCCUUCAACAGUCACAACAGUUAUACCCAUAAGUACAACAAAUAAGGCUUCAACUAUAAUUUCUGUCCCCUCAAUGACCACAGCAUCUGUACGUAGCACAACUGAGCCUUCAUCAACAACAUCUGUCCGAACAACAACAAUCAAGCUAUCUACACCUUCUGUCCCUAUAACAACCACAACUGAUGUCUCCAGUUCGGUUCCUUUAAGCACCACAACCGGAGGUUCAACUUCAGCUUUUACCCCUACAAUUACAGUUCAAGGUCCAACAACUUUUGUCCCCAUAACUACCUCAGACACUGUGCCCAUAACUACCACAGACACAACCACUACUCUCCGUCCAACUACCACAACUACAGCUUCAAAAACCUCUGUCCCUAUAACAACUGCAACUGAGGCUCCAACAACUCCUAUCCCUACAGCUCUCCCAACAAAUAUACCUAUAAGUACCAUAAAUGAGGUUUCAACAAUGACUUCUGCCCCUACAACUACCAUAAAAAAUAUACCUGUAAGAACUACUACUGCGGUUUCAGCAAUAACUUCUGUUCCUACAAUGACCAAAACGUCCAUACCUAUACCUAUCACAGCUACAACCACAAUCAAGCUAUCUACAACUUCUGUCCCUAUAACUCCCACAUCAACCACAACCACAACUAAACGAUCUACAACUUCUGUUCCUCUUACUACCACAAAUGAGACAUCUACACAAACUUUGCCCCCUACCACUACAACAACAGAUGCUUCGACAGCAACAUUGGUACCAGCAACUAUAACUGAGGUUUCAACAACAGCAGCACCUAUAACUGCCACAGCCGAAGCUUCAACUAUGAUUUCACUGUUAACCACUACCACAACUAAGGAUUCUACAACAGACUCUCUUGGUAUAACUGCCUCUUCCAGUACUAGUGCUGUACCAGUAGCUCCCAAUAUAGUCAUCACAUCCCCAUCUGCUACUACCAUAAAUGAGCCUUCAACAACAACUUCAGUUCCAAUAACUACAACUGAGGUUUUAACAAAAACAACAAUUGUACCACAAGAUAUGAUAUCAGCGGCAUCUACAACUAUCACAACAGAGUUACCUUCAGUAACUCCUCUCCCUACAAGUCCAAAGACUGAUGCUUCAACAAGUCCUGUCCUUACAGCUACAGCAACAGAGGCUUUGUUUCAUACAACUAUGAAAACUGAAGUUUCAAGAACAUCAACAACAGUACCAGUAACUACCGCAAGUAAGGCUUCUAUGCCCACUGCUGUCCCUACAGCUACAGCGUCAACAUCAGUCCCUACAACUAUCACAACAGGGCCUUCAACGGCUUCUGCACAUUUAACUGCCAUAACGGAUCCCACAAUAACACCAGCACAUAUAAUUACCAAUACUACUGCUUCUACAUUCUCUCCCAUGCCUAUAACAAUCACAAACAAUUCAUCAACAACUUCUGUCCCAAUAACUACCACAAUGACACAGUCUACAACAAACUCAGUCCCUGUAACUACCACACUGAAGCCAUCCAGAACUUCCGUUCUUUUAACAAGCACAACCGAGGCUUCUACAGCAGCUGUUUCUGCAACUAGCACAACUGAGCCAUCUACAUCAACUUCGCUCCUAACAACUUUGAUAGGUGAGGCAUCAACAACAACACCGAUAACUACCAUAGGCUUAACUACUCAGGCUUCAACAUUGACUUCUCUAACAACAAUAUCCACAACUGAAGUUUCAACAAGAACUGUACCUACAACAACCACAACUUCUACAACCACUUAUAUUCCUACAACUACCACUACACUGUUAGAUAUAACAACUUCUCUUAAAAUCUCAACAACAGAGGCUUCAACAACAACUAAUGUCCCUACAACUAUCAUAACUGAUGAAUCCACUACAAAAAGGGUACCCAUAAGCACCACAAUGGAGGCUUCAGCAACAACUUCUAUCCUAAUAUCUACGACACCUGAGGUCUCAGCUACAACUUUUGUUCCUGCCACAAUAAAAAAUAUAACUGCAGUAUCCACAACAGACAUAGCUACAAGAGGUUCUCUCCUUACUACAGUUAAGGCUCCAACAAUGACUUCUGUCCCUACAACUAACCCAACUGGGGCUUCAACAAAUUCUCUCCAUUCCACAGCUGAAGUAUCAACAACAAGUUCUGGGCCUACAACUACCACAACUAAGGCUUCAAAUUCUCUUCCAAUAAGUUCCACAACAACUAUACCUCCUACUACCACAACACAGUUAACAAAGAUUGAGAUUUUAACAUCUCCUCUUCCUACAAAAACAGUAGCUGGUGAAACAGCAGCUCCAAUUUUGUCCACAUCCACAGUUUUUGCAGCAAACACAGCUGAAGCACCUACAGAUGGUUCUUUUCCUAUAAUGACCUCACCUGGAGCUCCCGCCACAUCUGACAGUCAAUCCAUUGCAUCUACUUUACCCGCAGUUACUGUUCCUGAACCAACAUCUAUUUUAACAAUUCCCAUAGAAGAAGGUCCUACUACAAUAGCCAUUAAUUUAGCGGCAUCUCCUUCUACAACAGCAUUUCCUAUUAGAACUAUUAAAACUACAGUUCCAAUAAUAUCUUUUACAUCUCCAACAACUACAACGUCAGGUCCUACUACAGCAGACUCACUGAUUACCCACUCUACUACUUCAACCAUGUCCCCAUUGACACCUGGUAUCACUGCAGGUGCAACUGGACCUCCAGUAACACCUACAGCUGCUCUAAUCACAGCUGCAGGUCCCACUACAGUUUUCACAAUGGCAGCCUCCUCUACAACUAUCAGAACUACAUCACCUAUAAAGGUCACUACUAAAACUCCCACUACAACAACCACAUUAUCCCCCACUACAACGAGAACCUCAACUCUACAAACAACCACCAGGACAACAAAUCCUCCACCCCCACCUCCACCUCCAGUUCCAAUAUUUUUCAUUCAAGUGACCCUGAUAGCUCCAUUUGUGCCAGCACUGGAAAACAACCAGUCACCAGAAUUUCAAGCUUUAGCAGCAACAGUUGUUGCAGUGUGUGAUGCAAUUUACAGAACACGAUAUGGCCUUCUUUUCAUCAGAACUGUCGUCAUAGCAUUCAGGCCUAUUAGGGUCAGAAUGGAAGGGACAGACGUGGAAGUGGAGCUCAUUUUCAAUGAGACCAGUUCUGAAGCACUACCCAGCAAUAAUGAUGUGGCGGUGACCUUGAAAGAAGAAGUGACCAACCCAAAUUCAACCAUUCUGAAUGGAUUCAAUCUUACUAUAGAUGCUGAUUCCAUAAGGGUUAUGCGUGUGGCCAACGCUUCUACAACACCCACAACAAGACUGACAACAGCAACAGCCACCACCACAGCUACUAUCACUCCAUCCAGCGCCAAACCUGUGACUGAAGCACCCACCUCAGCCAGCACUGCCACCCCAAGUCCAACUGUCCAGAUAGAGUUUACUUCAAGAGAAACAUUUGUGUCUGAUCUCUUAAAUCAAAGUUCAGAAGCUUUUCAAGCCAGAUCAAAACUCACCAAAGAACAGAUUGAACCAGUAUAUACAAGUGCCUUCACGUCCUUCCUUUUUGCGAUAGUAAAAAGUUUCAGGGCAGGAUCAAUCAUCACUCAGGCUGAUCUGGUCUUCAACUCUACAGAGUCAUUGCCCAGUAAUGAACAGAUUGUCAGCACUUUGAGAAAUGCCAUCACCACUUCACAAAUCUCAUUUGACAUCGACCCCAACUCCAUUGUAAUCACAUCUGCAUCCCCCAGUGGAGUCUCCCGUAUGACCAGUGUGCUCACAGCCUCCUCUCUGGCCAUGGUGUCACUGCUGCUCUCCCACUGCUGGUAGACUCACCUGCAGACUACUCGCUGAGAGGCUGCCGAACAUCAC
Anguilla rostrata (American eel) is the source of this 4574-nucleotide messenger RNA. RefSeq names its product mucin-2-like. The record is from RefSeq and is a predicted model, not a curated record. Lineage: Eukaryota; Metazoa; Chordata; Actinopteri; Anguilliformes; Anguillidae. The coding region runs from base 183 to 4532 and encodes 1449 amino acids. The transcript has 7 exons.